This is a messenger RNA of Closterium sp. NIES-67, 1855 nucleotides long. The record is from the annotation of a GenBank genome assembly. NCBI's taxonomy places the organism in Eukaryota, Viridiplantae, Streptophyta, Zygnematophyceae, Desmidiales, Closteriaceae.
GUACAGUCCUCUCGCCGCCUCUCCGCCCGCCCCCUCCCCUUCCGCCGCCACCCCGUCUCACACGGGUUGCGCAACCGCACAAGGUGCAGGGUACACGAGCCGCAUAUGUCGAUUAAAAUCCGUGCCUUACGCCGCCCACACCGCACACGAGCCACAUUCUCCAGGUUUGCUGGAAUCCAAUCGGAUCCAUCCCGUACAGCAGCUCUCGUAUCUUCUAGAUAGUACCUACAAGGCAGGGCUUCGGGUAGUACCUGCUGAAAGGAGAAUUGAGCCCCUAAGCCACCGAAACGCUCAGCCGUUGGGAGCUCCCUUUUUGCUUACUUGUAGGAUGCAAACCGACGUGGCGCGAUUCGAGAGCGAUUAAAGUCGCCACCGCGGAUUUGUCGAUCGGUCUGUAGUAAAUACAGGUGGAAAAGGGGUGACGAACGGCUAGGGGGCGGGUAGCCAUUAAGCGUUAGGUUGGGCUGCAGCAAAGAGGAAAAACUUUAAUAAAAGAGUGACAGUAGGUAAGUACGAGGUGGAAAACGGAGACGAACGGUUAGGGGACGAACGGUGCGCGCCGAAAGAUCGGAUACGUAACUGUAGCACAACGCUAGUGGUGAUUCCACCAGUAGCAGUACGGCCAAUAACGGGUAUUGCUCCCUCUCGCGGAACGAGCACAGCAACAACACCGUGGUGACCACGUGCUGUUGCGACUGUUUGAGCGCGGCCCGCGCUUUGCAACUCCCUCCCCUCCCCAGCUCCCUCCACCUCCGCUUCCCCUUCCGCCAUUCCGCCGUUCCGCCAUUCUGCCAUUCCGCCUCCGCCUCGCAUAAUGCUGCCCUCCACCGCCCUUUCCCCGCUCACCUCUGCUGCGCCUUCCGCCGCCUUCCCCGGGAGCAUCCGCGCCGGCAAUCUCCGCGGCAGCAGCCGCCGUCGCGGUAGCGCAAACUCCGCAGGUUGCGGAAAGUCCACUGACUCAUCGGCUCCCCUUCUCCCCCCGCAUCUUGCGCAUGGGUUGCGCGGAAGGGACCGCUGGCGGAAGCGGAGUCUGGGGGAAAGCCAAGGCGGGCGCGGAGGGCGGGGGCUGGUUCGCGCGCAGGCUUCGCGGAACGACGAGGGCGCGGACAGCGAGGAGGACUCGUUCGCUGACGUGGAAAAGCAACUGAUGGACUACUUCACGUUCAAGGCCGUUAAGACGGUGCUGCAGCAGCUGCUGGAGAUGAACCCCACCCAGUACAGCUUCCUCUACAACUUCACAGUGCACAACAGGGUGGUGGACGGAACUACCUAUAUUCGCACACUGGUGCAGGAGCGUCAGGAGCUGGGUGAGCGAAUCAUGAUCACACGCAUGGACCUGUUCACUCGAUGGAAGAAGCGCUACUCCCAUGCGGCCCUGCACGAGGCCAUCCGGGAGCAGAACCUGGAGCUGCUGAGGGAGCACCUGCUGCAGACAGUCAAAUUCCAGCCAGAUGACACCCCCUCGGACCCUGUCCCCCCCGGCACUGCAUGACACUGCAUGGCGUCUUCGCUUGAGGCUCCUCAGAAACAGAACUGGUGUUUCCGAGGGAGCAUCUGCUGCAGACAGGCCCUGUCUACAGUCAAGUUCCAGCCGGAUGACACGUCACACAACGCCCUCCCAGACCCUGUCCCCUCCGGGUGCUGCAUGACGUUGGAUUAUGUGCUGGUACACACACGCAACACUAAUUUAUUGGAUUAUGUUGGUCAAUUGGAUUUAGUGUGUUUGAGGUGCACUGGGAACAGGAGAGCGUGGUACUCUUGUGCUGGGUGCAUGAUGGUAGGGUGGUGGGGUGAGCUGGUGUUGGCACGCAUGUGCUUAUGAUGAAUUGAAUGAGUCACAAUGGUACAAUGCAGG